GAGGGCGGUCGUUGCAGACAGAGAGAGAUUGCAGAGAGGCAGAGUGCGUUUCUCCAUCUUCCCUUCUUUUUAAAAAUCUGACCGUUGAGCCUGUAAGUGGCUUACAGGGAAGUGACUUCUCACCCCCAUUGCCCUGCAGUUUUUGGGUAGAUUUGCGUGUAAGUGACUUACAGGUGAAUUUUCUCCCCUAAACACCAACUGGAAGUGACUUCCCUGUAAGUCACUUCCCACUUAACCCAACUUACAGGCAUCCAAACAGGCCCUAAUAAAUCAAAUCCCAAUCCAUUCGAAUUGAGGAAAAACCCUCACAAAAAGCCUUUUUUUUCUAGGGUUUCAAGCUCCUUCAGUUUCUUUCGAGAUGUCAUCGUCGGGUGGUGGGCCACUGGAGUGGGUGCUGAUGGUGACCGCUCGAUCGCCGACGAACAUCGCAGUCAUCAAGUACUGGGGCAAGCGCGACGAAACCCUAAUCCUCCCUAUCAACGAUAGCAUCAGCGUCACCCUCGAUCCUGAUCACCUCUGCACCACCACCACUGUCACCGUCAGCCCUUCCUUCACGUCCGAUCGCAUGUGGCUCAAUGGAAAGGAGAUUUCUCUGUGUGGAGGCCGGUACCAGAGCUGUCUGAGGGAGAUCCGAAUGCGAGCAGGCGAUGUUGAGGAUGAGGAGAAGGGUAUUCAUUUAAGGAAAGAGGACUGGGAGAGGUUGCAUGUGCAUAUUGCUUCAUAUAAUAAUUUCCCUACUGCAGCUGGGUUGGCUUCUUCUGCUGCGGGGUUUGCUUGUCUUGUUUUUGCACUUGGAAAACUGAUGAACGUGAAAGAAGAUAAUGGAAAGCUUUCCUCUAUUGCAAGGCAAGGUUCAGGCAGUGCUUGUCGCAGUCUGUAUGGUGGAUUUGUCAAGUGGGCCAUGGGAAAUGAUGCGUCUGGAUGUGAUAGCAUUGCAGUUCAACUUGCAAGUGAAACACAUUGGGACAAUCUUGUAAUUAUUAUUGCAGUGGUAAGUUCGCAGCAGAAGGAAACAAGUAGCACUGCAGGAAUGCAUGAUAGUGUUGAAACGAGCACCCUUUUACAUCAUAGGUCCAAGGAGGUGGUCCCAAAACGCAUACUUCAAAUGGAAGAAGCCAUUAAAAAUCGUGACUUUGCAUCUUUUGCAAAGUUAACUUGUGCUGACAGUAAUCAGUUUCAUGCUGUUUGCUUGGAUACUUGUCCCCCCAUAUUCUACAUGAAUGAUACAUCCCACAGGAUCAUAAACUACAUGGAAAGAUGGAACCGGUUUGAAGGAGCACAACAGGUCGCUUACACUUUUGAUGCGGGGCCCAAUGCAGUUCUAAUUGCCCGCGACAGAAAAACUGCUAGUCAUCUCCUUCAGAGGCUGCUCUUCUACUUCCCUCCACCUGCAGACAAUGAACUGACUAGUUACGUGUUAGGGGAUAAAUCAAUACUAGAAGAAGCUGGUUUGCAUGCAAUGAAAGAUGUUGAAGCCUUGCCGCCACCUCCAGAAAUCAAGGACAAUGUCCCUUCUAAAAGAUAUGCAGGUGAUGUCAGUUAUUUCAUCUGCACAAGGCCCGGAAGGGGUCCUAUAUUACUCACUGAUGAAGAUAAAUCCCUCAUUGAUCCCAAAACUGGUAUUCCAAAGUAAGUUGUGUAGGAUCAAAUCCAAUUUCCAUUCCUUAUUUAGACAUUAAUCUUUUUCAUGGAUUCACAGAAUAAUUGCUUGAGCCUGUAGCAGUCCAGUUUUUGCGGAUUUUUUUUUUUUUUUUAAUAUGCUAGACUUAUUUAACACUGGGUUCAUGCUCUACUUUGAUAUCAUUUAUUUGUUUAUUUUAAUUUAUUUUCCCCAUUC
Messenger RNA from Magnolia sinica, 1837 nucleotides. Its product is annotated as diphosphomevalonate decarboxylase MVD2, peroxisomal. The coding region runs from base 359 to 1633 and encodes 424 amino acids. The record is from RefSeq and is a predicted model, not a curated record. NCBI's taxonomy places the organism in Eukaryota, Viridiplantae, Streptophyta, Magnoliopsida, Magnoliales, Magnoliaceae. Gene Ontology annotation, molecular function: ATP binding; diphosphomevalonate decarboxylase activity. Gene Ontology annotation, biological process: isoprenoid biosynthetic process; isopentenyl diphosphate biosynthetic process, mevalonate pathway. The transcript is spliced from 11 exons. Gene Ontology annotation, cellular component: cytosol.